AUGAGCCAAAGAUCCCAGAGCGAAAUCGCUACCAUUGACUUACCGUGGGAUGACCGACUUGCAGAGCCGCAGGAAAUUGGCCUUGGCGGAGAUCUCACUCCCUCAUCCGAGGAGACUAUUGGAAUUCCAACCAUUUCUCUUACGCAUGACCCCAAUCGUGCGGAUCUGAGUUUCCCGUUCGGAACCACCGAUGUCGGGCGAGCUGGAUUUACCGAUGAAUAUCGAACUACGUCGCGAACGGGUUAUAUUCCUGCCGACCUUGCACUUCGUCCUAUUCCCACUCAUUUAUCCGUAAUACCGGAUGAGCUGCAGGAUCCAGAGAAGGUUAGGAGACUUCAAAGUGUGAAGUUGGUUACGUGGUUGAAGAACGAUCCCGAGGAUCCCCGAAAUUGGUCGAAUGCUUACCGGUGGUAUCUGACUGCCGUCUGUGCAUUUUCUGUCGUUGGUGCUGCCUUUGGGAGUGCGGUCGUGACCGGCGACUUUGAUGGACUCGAGAAAGAAUUCCAUGUGGGAGGAGUUGUCAUUGCAUUGAGCGUUUCUCUUAUGGUUUGCGGAUUUGGUCUUGGCCCUCUUGCGUGGUCGCCUCUCAGUGAACUGCUCGGUAGACGGCCAAUCUGGAUAAUUCCAAGUAUUCUCUAUGUCAUAUUCAACAUUCCGUGUGCUGUCGCCCAGAACAUCCAGACAUUACUCAUUUGCCGUUUCCUCUGUGGUAUAUUCGCUUCAUCGCCGCUUACCUUGGCAGGCGGCACAAUCUCAGACAUCUGGGACAACAAUGAGCGCGGAUUUGCAAUCGCGCUAUUUGCCGCGGCACCCUAUGGUGGGCCUGUGCUUGGUCCAGUCAUCGGCGGCUUCGUAGGUGAGACUGUUGGCUGGAGGUGGUUAUUCUGGGUGAACAUGAUCUUUUCCGGAUGCUCCGCGGUCCUCAUCGCGACAAUCCCCGAAACAUUCGCUCCUGUUCUCCUGCGUAAACGUGCUGCACGUCUCCGGGAGAAAACGGGAGACCGCAACAUUACCACCGAGCAAGAAAUGUUCAGUGCAUCGUUUUCGCAAAUGCUCGUCGAGACCCUCUUGCGACCGUUCCAAAUGCUCGUGACUGAACCGAUUCUCCUGAUGAUGUCCCUUUACAUCGCUCUCAUCUAUGGUUUACUUUACGCAUUCUUCUUCAGCUUCCCUGUCGUGUUUGGCCCAGGAGGAUAUGACUUUAAUAAUGGCUUGACUGGACUCACAUUUCUCUCUGUUAUCAUCGGCCUGCUGAUUGCACUCGCCGUUAUGCCGCUUGUCGAAGAAAACUAUCACGCGCGUGCCGAGGCGAAGGGCGGACAUGCCGAUCCUGAAGACCGGCUGGUAGGCAUGAUGAUUGGGUGCUGGUUCGUUCCCAUAUCCAUGUUCAUCUUCGGAUGGACGAGUCCUCCUGCAGUGAUGCCUGGAGGCGGCAACUGGGUUGGGCCAUGUAUCUCAGGGAUCCCCUUCGGUUUUGGCAUGGUGAUCAUCUACUUCUCCGCGAAUGCGUACCUCAUCGACGCCUUCCCUGGCUAUGUCGCAUCCGCGCUUGCAGCAAAGACCGUUAUUCGUUCAGGCUCUGGCGCCGCAAUGCCGCUGUUCAUCACUGCGAUGUACCACAACCUUGGCAACGGUUGGGCUGCGUCUGUGUGGGCAUUCAUCUCUCUCGGCAUGAUUCCGAUCCCAUUCUUGUUCUACCGACAUGGCAGAGCCAUCCGGGCUCGCUCGAGUCGCGCGGCGUGA
Molecule: messenger RNA, 1743 nt
Organism: Sparassis crispa
Lineage: Eukaryota; Fungi; Basidiomycota; Agaricomycetes; Polyporales; Sparassidaceae
Exons: 8
Coding region: 1-1743 (580 amino acids)
Biological process (GO): transmembrane transport; spermine transport
Cellular component (GO): fungal-type vacuole membrane
Molecular function (GO): spermine transmembrane transporter activity
Source: RefSeq, a predicted model, not a curated record